This is a messenger RNA of Erigeron canadensis, 4903 nucleotides long. Its product is annotated as receptor like protein kinase S.2-like. The record is from RefSeq and is a predicted model, not a curated record. Gene Ontology annotation, biological process: protein phosphorylation. Lineage: Eukaryota; Viridiplantae; Streptophyta; Magnoliopsida; Asterales; Asteraceae. Bases 210 to 4082 code for a protein of 1290 amino acids. The transcript is spliced from 7 exons. Gene Ontology annotation, molecular function: ATP binding; protein kinase activity.
GGUAUAAAUCUUGUUCUUCUUGUACGUGUUUUCUGCCCUCUUCUGGAAUUAAUCACUACUGCCGCAGAUACUUGUUUCCUUCACUCACCCAUUUCGCCGGCUUUGACUUGAAGAUGGACUAUUAUUGAAGAUCUCCGGUUUUAAAAGAGAAUAUCUUCCUCUGCUUAAUUAAAAAAGGAAAGGCCUUUCGAUCCUUACCAUAAUCAAUCAUGUUUACCGAUAGUGGCAACGGAAAACAGUAUGAAGCAUCCACCUCCUCUGCUAGAUUGCCACAACGCUGUUGUCAAUUCAAGUUUGAUGAAAUUCUAUUAGCGACAGAUAAUUUUAGUGAAUCAUUAGUAGUUGGGAAAGGAGGUUUUGGGAAAGUAUACAAAGGCAAUAUAAGGAUAGGAACAACCCAUGUUGAUGUUGCAAUCAAAAGGAUGGAUUUGAUGUCAGAUCAAGGUGCGACGGAGUUCUGGGUAGAAGUUGAAACGCUUUCCAAGUUGCGUCAUGCUCAUUUGGUGUCUUUAAUUGGUUACUGUAAUUAUGAAAAAGAAAUGAUCCUUGUGUAUGAAUACAUGCCCCACGGGACACUUGAAGAUCAUCUACAUAAACUCCAUACCCCUCUUUCUUGGCUUGAUCGACUCAAGAUUAGCAUAGGUGCGGCUCGUGGCUUAGAUUACCUUCACACUGGUACAGGUAUUGAUAUUGGUGUUAUACAUAGAGAUGUCAAGAGCUCGAAUAUUUUGUUACAUGAAAGUCGGGCGGCAAAAAUUUCUGAUUUUGGGUUGGCUAAAAUAGGUCCAACAAAUCAACCAUCCACUAAUGUCUACACACUUGUUAAAGGCACUUUUGGGUAUAUUGAUCCAAAUUAUUUUGCUACGGGAAAGUUGACAAGGAAGUCUGAUGUGUAUGCUUUUGGGGUGGUACUGUUUGAAAUUUUGUGUCAAAAGCGACCAUUGGACGAGAGAUUUGAACGUGGCCUAGCAACAUGGGUGCAAGAAUCAAUUAAAGAAGGAAACUUAAAGCAAAUAGUUUAUUUAGGUAUACGAAAUGAGAUAUCUCCAAAAUGUUUAAAAGGGUUUGCUCGGAUAGCUGAAAGAUGCUUAAAUAACUAUCCAAAUCACCGUCCUACCAUGACUGAGGUUGUCUUUAGUCUUGAAUCUCUACUGGCUCAAUCUGUUUUGUACUCGCAACAUAAAACCAAUAGUUGGUUGCAAAUUUCAAGCAAGAAGUUAUUUGGAAGAAUAUUUAAUGCGUUUCCCUUUAGCUCCUCUGGUGAAAACUUAGGUAUUUCAACCUCCCCUGAUGAAAAAUCAGGUUCUCUAAUCUCUUGUGGUGAAAACUCAGCUGGCAUUUCGCAGAUCACCAUCAACAUCGCUACUUCAGACUCAAUAGCAUCACCAGGAGCAAGCAGCAAAGUACCAGUAAGUGGCGGUGAUGCUGUGCGUCCAGAUGGCUUGAUAUUGCCGCAUCCCAAUCUUAGGGUAUUUACCUUUGCUGAACUAAAAACUGCUACUAGAAAUUUUCGACGUGAUACUGUAUUAGGUGAAGGUGGUUUUGGAAAGGUUUAUAAAGCCUGGCUUGAUGACAAUUUGGAUUCCAGUUCCAAACAUAAUGUAGUUGCUGUAAAAAAGUUGAAUUCUGGGAGCAUGCAAGGAUUGGAAGAAUGGCAGAAGGAAGUGGAGUUUCUUGGAAUGCUUUCUCAUCCGAAUCUUGUGAAACUAUUGGGAUAUUGUUAUGAGGAUAGAGAGUUGCUACUUGUAUACGAGUUUAUGCAAAAAGGAAGCUUGGAAAAACAUUUAUUUGGAAGAGGUUCUACUGUUCAACCACUUCCAUGGAAUAUUCGGCUCAAGAUUUCAAUAGGAGGAGCUCGGGCAUUAGCAUUCUUGCACACUUCCAAGAAGCAAGUUAUCUACAGAGACUUCAAGGCAUCAAAUAUAUUGCUAGACGGAUCUUACAAUGCCAAGCUAUCUGACUUCGGGCUCGCUAAACUUGGUCCAUCUGCUAGUCAAUCACACGUAACAACACGUGUUAUGGGAACCUAUGGCUAUGCUGCUCCCGAGUAUAUUGCUACAGGUCAUUUGUAUGUGAAGAGCGACGUCUAUGGUUUUGGAAGUGUGUUGGUUGAAAUGUUAACAGGAAUGCGAGCACUUGACAAUCAACGGCCAGCGAAUCGACGAAAUCUGUGUGACUGGGUCAAGCCAUACCUAGCUGACGUAAGGAAAUUAAAGAAUGUUAUGGACUCACGACUUGAAGGAAGAUACCCAUCAAAGGCUGCAGGGAAAAUCGCUCAGUUAGCCCUCACAUGCCUUAGCCCCGAACCAAAAACUCGCCCAUCGAUGACAGAAGUUGUGGUAAAGCUUGAACAACUCGAUGCCAUAAGAUUCCACCAAAAAAAACCCCUUAUUGCUCCUUUUUCCCUCCUCUAUCCAUCCAUGUCUAGUAAUCGAACAUUUGAACGUGGGAAAUCUGGGAAAAAAGCAGCAAAAGAGGCGGCAGCCUUGCAAAGCAAACAGCCAACCACUGCUCCUUUUUCUUUUGGAGGAUUGCGUGAUGGAUCUUCACAGUCAAAUGAUCAAAACCCUCCUAGUGGGAUAUCUAAUUCCUCUCUUCGAUCUUCUUCACAGAUUUCUGAAUUAGUUGAUUUUCCCCCGCUAAGCUAUAAAGCGCUGCAAAACUCAUCAAAAACCAUCAACAUAGCAUCGUCGCCACAAACUGCCACUGUUUGGGGUGCUGCCGGUCAGGGGAAGGUUGGCAUUGGGGGGACUAACACUCAGGACCUAAGCCUAGGGUCCAUGGAGUUUCAGAUAAAUGAUUUAGAAGGUGUCGGCACUUCUAAGACCCUUAACACUAAAAAAAGAGUUUCUUUCCAGCUGCCGCCGAAAACUGCUGUCAUUAGAGAGGCUGCCAUCCAUAGUGAGAUUCGUUAUGUCGAUGUUAAUGAGAAACAACAGUCAACUUAUAGCUAUGUACAACUGGAAACCGAGCAAAUUGAUGAUUCUAUCAUUGAUGAUUCUAUCUCCAAAAACCCCAAUUCCGCACAAAACAACAAACCACCAUAUUGGCCGGAAAAAGGGGUUGCUGAAGAUGCGUUCCAGCUAGUGGAUGAAGCGGAGAGCUCAAGAAUGCCCAGUGUUAGGUCUGCAGGCCUUUAUGGUGGUUUGGAAGAUGGUUUGGUAGGUUUGCAACCUACUAGUGCUAACAAUAACACAACUGAUCCUACCAUCAACACUACUGAACCAAUCCCUCACCUAACCGAUCCUAAUGUGCAGCGAAAUGAUCCAUAUUACCUGCGAAACAGCCGAAAAGUGCAAGAACAACGAACCUAUGCCUCAAUAUCCAAAGAUGCGACGGACAUUUUUGAAAAAGGUACUCUCAGAUUCAUUCCACCUAAAGUAACAGAUUCAGGUAUUAAACAAGCUGUUGUUCCAGUUGAAUUAUUUGCAAAACAAGCUGAGUCCUGCUCUUCUACCUUGGUUGGAUAUUUUAUUGAUAUGUGUCCUGCAUUUACACUUGUCAAAUUCCACGCAAACAGACUUUGGAAAAGGUUUCACCUUAAGGAUGUCAUAUUAAAUGAUCAAGGAUACUUUUAUUUUACAUUUAAUACAGAAUUGGGCUUGAAACACGUUUUUGAAAGCAGUCCUUGGUUUUUCAAUGAUAUUCCUAUUUUACUCAAGAGAUGGCAGCCAAGUUGUUGGUUUGAGAAACCUGUUCCUACUAAGGUUUCUUUAUGGGUUAACAUCUAUGAUAUGCCAGCUAUACUUUGGAAUUAUGAGAUUAUCAGCCAUAUUGUCAGUGUGAUUGGGGUACCUAUAGCUAUUGAUACAUAUACUACUGAAAUGUGUGAAAAGAAGACUGACAGGGCAGUUUUUGCUAGGAUUUUGGUUGAGAUUAAUGCUGAUCAGGAAGUUCCUAGAUUUGUUGAGGCUGAAAUUAUGGGGACUAUUAGGAGAUUCAGGUUGGAGUUUAAUUGGAUACCCCCUAAGUGUUUGCAUUGUAAGAUUUUUGGCCAUACUUUUUUUGAAUGUGGUGUAAGACGAAGAACUGCUACAGCCUACAGAAAUGGAAGCAAGGAUGGUAAAGGCACCUCCAGCUAAUGAAGUGGGCCCAUCAAGCCCAAAUUUCACCCAAAGCCCCUCAAACAAUUAGGAGUAAGGAGGUUAGACAGGUUUCUACGACUCGAACCACAUAUACACCAGUUUAAUUUCCAUCUUCGGACACAGUGGCUUCAGAAACUCAGCCACGUACAGGUGCUCACAGUGAUCAUGGCUCUAUCCUUACACCUCGAGUGAUGUUCCAGGUAGAGUUAACACCGAUGAUAUUAGCAUCCCAUCUGGUUCAUCUAAGGCAAUGUAUAAUAAACCGGAUAAUGCAGUUGCAACUGGAGAUAGAGAGGAAGUUGCAUAAGAUAUGGAUGAGAUCGACUUCUCAAUUCAUGUGUGUUGAAGUUAAAUUCUAGCUAUUAGACCAUCUUUUAACUAUUCACCCGUUUCACCUACACUUUUUCAUGUCACAUCAGUGUCACCUUUUCAUCACCUUUACCUUCUUUUUUUUUCCUUUCAAUACUUCACCUUUGAAUUUACCUAAGGACACUUUGUCCAUUAUUGUAAAGCCAUUAGCCAAGGGUACCUAGAGUACACCAUUAUGUCCAUCAAACACCAUAUGUUCAUAUUGACACUCACAACCACCUUCAGAUCAUCGACGUUCUCGACAACCUCAUGCUACACUAAAAGGGAACCGGGGAAGUCGUCGCUCGCCAAAAGGGUGGUGAGUUUACAAUUUUACGCUUGUGGAUUAAAAGUCUCAAAGUGUUUUAUAUAGGUUUUUUUAUGCCCUUUAUGGCCAAGUACAUUAUUUGUAUAACUUCAGAGAGCUUACGGUAGUUAGAGAAUUUUUUUAUCUAGUUUUUUUUUUAGCA